Messenger RNA from Cooperia oncophora, 411 nucleotides. NCBI's taxonomy places the organism in Eukaryota, Metazoa, Nematoda, Chromadorea, Rhabditida, Trichostrongylidae. The record is from the annotation of a GenBank genome assembly.
AUGCGUCGCGACUUAUCAGCGGCAUACACGCGAGCCUUACAGUUUUCUUUUCUUCUUUUUUUUUUGUUUUUCUGCCCGCAAGCCCUCAGAACGCUCGCAGCGAUUUUAACUGCUCUUCGUCCUCGCUACCACAAUCAUCCAUGCUCUACGUUGCUUUCUUCGUCAUUCGAAAUUAAUUUCGUCGAUAAGGUCCUCAAACGUCGGAAAUUCAUAACUGAGAAAAGUGGUAGUCAUGGCAAAGAAUCGGCUGAUGGUGAUAGUGAACGGGUAUACGAUGAAGAAGUGGAUGAUAGAAUACUGAAUUUGGAUGUAGCGAAAACAGUAGUGGAACAAGCAUUGGCUGCUGUACCCGCCACUGAAGCUUCAGGUUGGUCUGCUUACGUUUUACAAAUCCUCGUUUUCCGUAAGUAA